AUGGCCUCGGCAUGGCGAUCCUACCUGAAACGCUCCAUCGAGCAUCUCCGUGAUCGAUCUGCAGAAGGUCAGUUCAAGCCCCCCGAGCCUGUAGCCCACUAUGGGACUCGAACGAACAGAGCUCGCUCACCCCCAUCACUACGGCGUCAUGUUUUUGCUCGGCAGUUCUUCGAGCUCAGCCCACCCCCGUACAUGGAACUGUCUUGCCUCUCGUGACGCUCAAGUCGAGCGAGGACCUUCGCCAAUUCAUCAAGGGCUGCGAUGCCGAUCUCGGUUAGUCCGAAGCUCACUUGCCAUCGGGCACACCACAACAUCACUCAUGAGGCUAACACCGUCACUGAUCAUCGCAGGCGGCAAAUCUAUCGCCAAUCUUGAUUUGGGACCCGAAGGAAAGGGACGCUUCUGGGGAUCGCUGUCGAACGAGUUGCACACAGGUCGACGGAAAGAGGGCGUCAUCGAACGAGGAGGGUAUGCUGGAUUCAGGACAAAGGUACUAUAGCCCUAGCACUCUUCCCGAUUCGAGGUUCAACCCUACUGAUAGGUUGUAUUCGCUUUGUCUGCCAAAAGCAACGAACGACCGUAUUCGGAACACGGUUCUGGGACACGGAGUUGCACGACUUUCUUCGAUUACGCGUCAAAAGCUCUGGUGAUGGUAUGAGGUACUUCGUCAACAUCCAGACCGAUGGACCAGGUAGGUCUGAAAAAGUGGUUUUGUUGCCGGCUACGUUGAGCUCGCACACUCACCCGCCUCUCCCUCCCUUUCCCACAGUUCGGUCCGACCUGUUCCAACAUCGACUGUGGCUGCCUUCUCCUACCUCCCCUGAAGCUCCCCACGAAUGGUGCGACGUCUUGAUCCCAUUCGAAGACUUUGCUCUCACCAACUCGGGUGACAUGAGUGAGCUUCAGAUCGAGAUGUAUCGCGCCAAAGUUCGGACAGUCGGCAUCUCCGUCUUGGGUCCCAAGCAGGGAAGGUCAGUGUGGACCCGAACAAGCGCUCAAAAUGCAUGUCAGGCUUGAGAGACUGAUCGAGAAUAUGCCCUCUUAUUCUCUUCACUCAGGUACGAGCUCGGUAUCGAAUCGAUCGACGCUGUCUCGCUCGAUAAAGCUCAAGUCGAUUCGGCGAGGAAAGAGCUUUCGUCGGCCAGUCUAGAGAAAAAUGUGAUCUGA
Messenger RNA from Microbotryum saponariae, 1167 nucleotides. The record is from the annotation of a GenBank genome assembly. NCBI's taxonomy places the organism in Eukaryota, Fungi, Basidiomycota, Microbotryomycetes, Microbotryales, Microbotryaceae.